UUAAAUAGCCUUACUUGGUAAUUUCUGAGUUAAACAUUUGUACAGUUACAAAAUGCAUAAUUCGUGGCUCUUAUAUCUUUUCUACGUAUGUUGUGUGCACAUUUCAGUGAGCAAUGGAGGAACAUUUUUAUACAGAACAGUAGUAGCUGAAGAACAUGGUCAACCAGUCAGUUACUGUGAGUGGAACGGUACUCGAUAUUUACCUGGCACCGACUUUAAGGAUUACGAUAAAUGUAUCCACUGUAAAUGCAAUAAGAAAUAUAUGACGUGUAACUCGUUACUUGAAAACAUAUUCCUGAAUACUAAGGACGAUGAACUUUCAGACUGCAAACCCGUGAAGGUAGCCUGUGAAAUCAAAUGGGUUCUCAAGCAGAAUAGGUCUAUUCCGUGUCCUGCGCACAAGAUUCCCGAGCACCAAGCCACAAUUUGAAUUCCAGUUUGUACUUGAUUAUCUCAUUCAUGUGUAAUAAAGUUAAUAUUUAUA
Mercenaria mercenaria is the source of this 484-nucleotide messenger RNA. RefSeq lists its product as uncharacterized. The transcript is spliced from 3 exons. Lineage: Eukaryota; Metazoa; Mollusca; Bivalvia; Venerida; Veneridae. The coding region runs from base 53 to 430 and encodes 125 amino acids. The record is from RefSeq and is a predicted model, not a curated record.